AAUCAACAACCAUAAUUAACAAGCAGCGAAUAAACCAUGGCAGGAUAUGACGCCCGGUACGGCAACCCGCUGGACCCCAUGUCUGGUGGCCGGCCAUCGCCUCCUGAAACCUCGCAGCAAGAUGCGUACGAGUACUCCAAACACGGCAGCAGCUCGGGUUACCUCGGGCAGCUACCGCUUGGUGCCGAUUCUGCGCAAGCGGAGACUGCUUCUGCUUUGCGGACGCUGUUUGGCGAGGGCGCCGACGUGCAGGCUUUGCAAGAACCUCCGAAUCAGAUCAAUACCCUGGCUGAAGGUGCCGCGGUGGCGGAGACGGGCGGUGUACUAGGUGGUGAUACCACCCGGUCUGACAACGAAGCGCUUGCCAUCGACCCAUCUCUAUCCGAACAAGCCGCGCCUGCGCCCAAGGAUUCGACGGAAACGCCAGACGACCGAUCCCGCUCUCCCUCGUCCGGUAACCACCACCACCACCACCCGGCCGUCAAACGGAAAGCCACGUCCCGCGCCGGCAUGCUCGCACGAGGCGGCGCGUGUGAAUUCUGUAAACGUCGAAAACUGAAAUGUUCCGCCGAAUUGCCUGCGUGCGCAAACUGUGUCAAGUCGGGCAAGGAAUGCGUUUACGCGCAAAAGAAGCAGCGGAGUCGGGUCAAGGUGCUGGAGGAUCGGCUGCAAGAGCUGGAGAAACGGUUGGAGCAAGGUCAGGCCGGGGCGGCGUCGGCGUCUGGGGGCGACAGCGGCGCACACGCUGCGAGCUCGGUGUAUACAGCCCCGAGUUUGGGUUCGGGCGGCGGGAGCGAGCUUACCGUUGAGCAGACGCUUGUCCACAAUGUCGAUCCGAGUCUCUUACCGCCGAGCGAGUAUGACGAGGCCUUUAUCCUGCACGAUUUCGACAGUUUCGCGGAUAUGCGCAAGCAGGAGACGCAGCUGGAGCCGGACCUUAUGACGCUGGCUGAUGCAGCGGCGGCGGAUACCCCGGCGGCGGCGGCGGCGGAGACGAACGAUCCAUGGGCAAAGAUGUCUCCAGAGGAGAUUGUAAAGGAAAUUAUCAAGGUUGCCACUGGCGGGAAGGGCGAGGGCGAGAGGAUCAUAUCGCAUCUAGUGCAAACGUACAUGAACUCGACUGUCAACACGUGGCACCCGCUCGUCAUCCCGCCGAUGGAUCUCGUCAGCCGCGUGUCCCGCACGACGCCGGACCCUAUCCACCCCACCCUCCUCCUCUCGCUCAUCCCCGCUCUGCUCCCUCUAUCGCCUAUCCAAUCGCUCCGCCAUCCCGCCAUCCCGCUCCUCCUCCUCCCGCACGCGCGCGCCCACUCUGUGCAGGCCAUCACGCAAUCCGACCCCCGCGUGCUCGACACCAUCAUCGCCGGCGUGUCGCGUGCGUACAGCUUCUUCAACGAGGCGAAGAACAUUGACGGGUGGGUCGAUUGCGUGGCUGCGACGUCGCUCGUGCGCGCCGCGGGCUUGACAAAGCAGGGCGGGGUCGGGGAGAGGUUCGUGCCGGAGGAUAGGGUGCCGGCGGAAAGGCUGGCGAAAAGGAGGAGGGAAGCUGGGUUGAGGGCGUUGAUGCAUAAAGGCGCGAUCGUCCCGCCGCCUGAAUCGUGGUACCAGUUUGGCCAGCGAGUCAAUCUUUUCUGGACCUCUUACAUUUGCGAUCGGGCAGCGGCCAUCGGCUGGGGUUGGCCUUCGUCGUAUAAUGACGAGGAUAUCACCACGCCAUGGCCUAAAGACGACUAUAAAUCCGUCCAAGCGCUUUUGGACGACACGACCAUCCACACUUUCCUCUCUCCCCUCGCGCCCGCGCCCGCGCCCGCGACACCCGACUCUGACCUGUGUGCGCAAGCGAAAUCCAUCACACUGCUCUACCACGCCCAGCGCCUCCUCGAUUCCCCGCCAGAGCUGUCCACCCCCGAAAAGACACACCGCUUACUUGGCCUGACCGAGGGGUACAUGGAGUCUUUAGAAAAGAUGAGAGGGCCGAGGAUGAGGGCUGGCAAGUUGAGUUCUGUGUGGAUGAUUCUGUACACGACGAUUGCAGUGUUACACUCGAAAGACGGAUUCGACAAGUGCGACCCGGACGGCGCUGACCAAGUGUCAAUCACGCGUGUCGUGGCGGCUGCCGACAAAGUCCUCGAACUCGUCUCCGCCGUCCAAAACACUGGCGAUACCCAUCUCUCCUCGUGCGACGUCAUCUCCUCUGUCCUUUUCCUGCACCUCGCCCGUCUAAUGAUCCAAUACACAAACCGUCUGCGCCUCCGCGUGCAAGACUCGGCGCUCGUCAGCACGCUCCGGGCGAAAACGGAGUCGUUCAAGCGCGCGCUCAUCGACCAAGGGGAACGACUCGUGUUCGCCCAAGUGGCGGCGCAGAUGCUGGAGAACUAUCAUGUGGGCGCGGAAUGGAAGGCGGGGGAGUGGGAGAGGGCUGACGGUGGGGAUUGGCGGGGGGUUUAGCGUAUAGUUUAGGGUAUCGUUUAGGGGGUUAGAAUCUGUUAUCCAUCUGUUUGAUACAUGCAAGAUGAUU
Molecule: messenger RNA, 2518 nt
Organism: Cryptococcus deneoformans JEC21
Lineage: Eukaryota; Fungi; Basidiomycota; Tremellomycetes; Tremellales; Cryptococcaceae
Exons: 6
Coding region: 37-2448 (803 amino acids)
Biological process (GO): positive regulation of transcription by RNA polymerase II; DNA-templated transcription
Molecular function (GO): zinc ion binding; DNA-binding transcription factor activity, RNA polymerase II-specific; sequence-specific DNA binding
Source: RefSeq, a predicted model, not a curated record